UUGCUUGAAGAAGCAGUCCAGUCUCUUUGUGAGGUAUACAGAAUUUCUGGACCAACAGUGUCCAACAAUGGAAUUGAAUCUUUUCUAGUAUAUCCAACUGACAGUAGGUUAGUACCUACUCAUCAGAAUGUUGUGGAAGAAGAAUCAACUACAGAUGGUACUAAUGGGUGCAUACAUCAAGAUCUCUUAGACGGAUCAACUACAGAUGGUACUAAUAGGUGCAUACAUCAAGGUGUCGUAGAAGAAUCAACUACAGAUGGUACUAAUGGGUGCAUACAUCAAGUUGUCUUAAAAGAAUCAACUACAGAUGGUACUAAUGGGUGCAUACAUCAUGAUGUCUUAGAAGAAUCAACUACAAAUGGUACUAAUGGGUGCAUACAUCAUGAUGUCUUAGAAGAAUCAACUACAGAUGAUACUAAUGGGUGCAUACAUCAAGAUGUCUUAGAAGAAUCAACUACAGAUGGUACUAAUGGGUGCAUACAUCAAGAUGUCUUAGAAGAAUCAACUACAGAUGAUACUAAUGGGUGCAUACAUCAAGAUGUCUUAGAAGAAUCAACUACAGAUGGUACUAAUGGGUGCAUACAUCAAGUUGUCUUAGAAGAAUCAACUACAAAUGGUACUAAUGGGUGCAUGCAUCAAGAUGUCUUAGAAGAAUCAACUACAAAUGGUACUAAUGGGUGCAUACAUCAAUUUGUCUUAAAAGAAUCAACUACAGAUGGUACUAAUGGGUGCAUACAUCAUGAUGUCUUACAGGAAGACUCAGCUACAAAUGGUACUAAUGGGUGCAUACAUCACGAUGUCUUACAGGAAGACUCAGCUACAAAUGGUACUAAUGGGUACAUACAUCAAGUUGUCUUACAAGAAGAAUCAACUACAGAUUGUACUAAUGGGUGCAUACAUCAGGUUGUCUUACAAGAUGGAGCUAGCUACAGAUGCUACUAAUCGGUGUAUACCUCAAGAUAGAACCAGAUGCAGUAGCUAUGGAUGUUACAUCUGGUAACCCCAUCUUCAGAACCAUUUAUUAACCGAUUAACUGUGGACAAUGGAUAUUUUCAUCAUUAAAGUUCGAUGGUUCAGCUGCGAACGACUGAAGGAUCCAUCAGUCGCACAUAUAUAACUAUAACUCUAUGCGAAUGACGAUAAU
Limulus polyphemus (Atlantic horseshoe crab) is the source of this 1144-nucleotide messenger RNA. RefSeq lists its product as uncharacterized. The record is from RefSeq and is a predicted model, not a curated record. The annotation marks the transcript as partial. The transcript is spliced from 2 exons. Lineage: Eukaryota; Metazoa; Arthropoda; Merostomata; Xiphosura; Limulidae.